Messenger RNA from Penicillium salamii, 807 nucleotides. The record is from the annotation of a GenBank genome assembly. NCBI's taxonomy places the organism in Eukaryota, Fungi, Ascomycota, Eurotiomycetes, Eurotiales, Aspergillaceae.
AUGACCACUCCCACUAUCAUCAACUUGCCACCUUCCCCAUCGGAUCCACCUACUCCGUCCGAUAUGGGACCUCCCAACUCCGGCACUGCAUCACUGUCCGCUCUAUCGACAACGGCCAUCAAGGACGGCCACCAGGGCCAACCGUUCCCACACGACCGCAUCUCUCGAUUAGCUGGCCUAGGAUGCAUCACCACAACCCGCGCAGGCCAACAGGCAUCCUCCAGCAAAAUACUCCCGCCGUACGCGCCUGCAUACUUUGAGACCCACGCUGCGCUUAAUGAGUGCAGCACUGUGGGUAGUGGCAGCGCAACUGGCAGUAUCGCCGGCCGUAUGACCUGGGCGAGCGACAGCGAUUCAUACGACGCUGGCGGAAUCAGCGAGGACCACGACCAAGGAAACGGGACCUCGAGCGUCGGCAGUGAUGAAGGCAAUGAGAACCAGGUUAGAUUCGGCGAAUGCGCCAACAGUACCAGUAGCGGGCCGAUUUCUCGCCCGCCUGGAUUGAAGCGAGUGUCCUCUAGGCGUCUUGGAGCGGGGCAUAACUCCAAGGGUAGCUCGAAUGUUAAUCGGUCUACUGCUCUCGCUUCCUAUCUUCAGGAGCAACAGUACCAUGCGGGGGAGAGUUCGAUGACGUCACUUUCACCGACGCCUGGUUCGCGUGCCCCCGAGCCUCUGAAUCGGAAUACUCACACGCCCGACGGCAUGUCUUUUGAUUCUGAUCUACUCGAUACCACGGCAAGAUCCACGCCAUUGGCUAAAUCCUUGGGUCGCAGCAGGAAUGGGUUUGGUUCGCAACAGUCUGGUUAA